UAACUCUCGAAAAGGACGAGACCGGUAAAAAAAAAGAUGGCAGCUUACAGACGUGUAACAGAAGUCUUGGUUUAUCUGCUCUGCAUUCUAAAUCAGACGACGAUUUCUGGCAAAAGUUACACGAAGGAAGAGAUAGAUAAAUACAGAGAUAGAGUGCUGCAGAUGUUUCAUCAUGCUUAUGAUGGCUAUGUAAAAUAUGCUUACCCAUACGAUGAGCUUCGACCUUUGACAUGUGAUGGAUUUGACACAUGGGGCAGUUACUCCUUGACGUUGAUUGAUGCUCUGGAUACACUUGCGAUAGUGGGGAACUACUCCGAGUUUAGACGAGUAGCUCACCUGGUGUCACAGAAGAUGGACUUUGAUGUUGAUAUUAAUGUUUCAGUGUUUGAAACAAAUAUCCGAAUACUAGGAGGUCUGCUGUCAGCCCAUCUAAUGUCACACAAGGCGGGGCUCGGUUUGGAGCCAGGCUGGCCAUGUUCUGGGCCACUGCUGUCAAUGGCAGAGGACGUCGCUCGUAGACUCCUUCCAGCCUUUGACACUGUGACUGGGAUGCCAUAUGGGACAGUGAAUCUACGACAUGGUGUCCCAAAAGGGGAAACGCCCAUUACAUGUACGGCAGGGGUGGGUACAUUCAUCGUGGAGUUUGGCACACUCAGUAGACUUACUGGAGACCCUGUGUUUGAGAAGGUUGCAAUGAGAGCACUCCGAGCACUGUGGAACUACAGGUCACCACUUGGUAUGGUGGGUAACCAUGUGGAUGUUAGCACAGGGAAGUGGACGGCACUGGACUCUGGUAUCGGGGGCGGGAUAGACUCUUACUUCGAGUACCUGGUCAAGGGCGGAAUCAUGUUUGAGAUUCCAGAACUUCUGCAGAUGUUUCAUGAAUAUGAAAAGCCAAUCAAUAAUUUCAUGAAGAGGGAUGACUGGUUCUUGUGGGCUCAUAUGAACAAAGGGGGGAUAACUCUGCCGAUGUUCACAUCAUUAGAUGCAUACUGGCCUGGAAUACAGAGCAUGCUUGGGAACAUUGAUGGUGCUAUGAAGACCAUGCAUAAUUUCCACCAAGUCUGGAAGCAGUAUGGCUUCACUCCAGAGUACUACAACAUCCCAAAGAAUGAGGUUCAUGGGGGAAGGGAAGGUUAUCCUCUAAGGCCAGAGUUAAUAGAGAGUGCUAUGUAUUUGUACCGAGCCACAAAGGAUCCCUAUCUACUGGACAUUGGGGUAGAUAUACUGGAGUCUAUAGAACACAGCACCAAAACCAAGUGUGGAUAUGCCACGGUGAAAAAUGUAGCCACUCAUGAGCUGGAAAACAGAAUGGAGAGUUUUUUCUUGGCAGAAACAACAAAAUAUCUCUAUUUACUGUUUGACACAGAAAAUUUCAUCCACAACAACGGCAGUUCAGGGACCGUGGUCCAGACUCCCAACGGAGAAUGUGUGAUUGAUGCUGGCGGUUACUUUUUCAAUACAGAGGCUCAUCCUAUAGAUGUUGCUUGUGUCUACUGCUGUAGCUCUCAAAAGAAAGAGGAUGACAAAAUCAUACAAGGCAUGCAUGACCAAUUGGACCUUUUGUCAAUGCUCGGUAUCGUAGAGCCAUCGGACACUGUCCGAGGUACAAAGUGGAAAAACCUUCGCAAGGAGAUGGAACGACAGCAAAAACAAGAAGCUAUCCUUCAAAAAAUGGAACAGGAGAAACUCGAGUCUUUAAAACAUGAAAUUAAUAGAAACCGUGAUUCAAAAGUGGAAGUUAAAUCAGAAACUAAAGACACUGUAGAAAUCAUCCUUAAUGAUAACAAAUCUGGAAAAGAAGAAAAUAAUCCAAAAAUUGAAAUAAUCAAAAUAAGUACAUCACAGCCUAAGGACUUGGAUCAGACAAAUGAAACUGAUAAAAAUUCAACAGAGGCUGCUUUAGUUUCUUCAACUAAUAAAAAAGAUAAUGAAGUUUAUGAUAAAAAAAAUCCAGAAAAUGAAAGUGAACAGUCUCAAAAUAGUAAAUCUGCUAAGGAGCAGAAUCUCAAUCCCACAGACUCUGAUCAUAGAGGUCAAAGUUCAGAAGACAAAGGUCAGGUAGAAACAGUAGAUAAAGUGGAUAAAAGUGAAACAGUUUCUCUACCUGCAGAACUUGAAAAGGAAAAAUCCAGUAUUCCUUCACAGCCAAAGGCACACACAAAGUCUUUUGCCGAGCAUGUGAAAGAAAAAUCGGCAAAAGCAAAUGCUGUCAAUUCUGCAGCAGCAAAUUUAGAUAAAUUAUUUACUUUUAUUUUAAAUAAACUUGGUAAAAAGGAACCUGAAGAAAAGGUUCCCAAUAUUUACACACUAUAUAAACUAAUGCAGUAUUAUCCUCUAGGGUACAAAACAAAUCCAGCCAUGAUGGUUUGUCCAGCCCAACCCUUCCAUAUGAGAAUGUCUGUCAUGGGAGAAAUGUUUAAUGAUGUUGGAAAUUAAAAUGUUGAAAUCCAAA
Molecule: messenger RNA, 2455 nt
Organism: Pecten maximus
Lineage: Eukaryota; Metazoa; Mollusca; Bivalvia; Pectinida; Pectinidae
Product: ER degradation-enhancing alpha-mannosidase-like protein 2
Exons: 10
Coding region: 37-2439 (800 amino acids)
Biological process (GO): endoplasmic reticulum mannose trimming; carbohydrate metabolic process; mannose trimming involved in glycoprotein ERAD pathway
Cellular component (GO): endoplasmic reticulum; membrane
Molecular function (GO): calcium ion binding; mannosyl-oligosaccharide 1,2-alpha-mannosidase activity
Source: RefSeq, a predicted model, not a curated record